CACCAGCAUUGGAUGGCCACCUAGUAAUUGAGCCCAUACAUAGCCGAUCACGCUGAUCAAGGCACGAAAGAGAGGAAGUGGUCCAUCGCCGGCCAUUGAGAGGGCGAUACGAUCCCGGACACUGCCGCUCUCAGCCACACAAGGCCAGUUCUCUCCACGUCAUAUUCCAUCAGCGAAACGCGUAUACUAUUUCCAAGUCUAGGAAACCAUUUCGCCGGUUUUUCACAGUUAGUGCAUACGAAGGUUAUCGGUCUAGGCAUCUAUAUCAGUCAAUUCUCUCUCUACCUCACUUUGCGACCUCACUCAACCAACAUCUAGAAGAAUUCCAAAGUCAUCACAUAGCACCGGUAGACACGAAUACUUCCGUCAUGGCAGACCAGGGUUACUAUCCUCCAGCUCCGUCUCAUCCUUCAGAACCACAACCCUUUGCUACACAACAGAACGCAAAUUAUCCUCCUCCGCCAACCAUGCCUCCACAAGCAAACGACAUGACUCAAGCUCACGAGGGACAGCCAUCAGCAGUGUACCCGCCACCAACAGUCCCCCAGAUCCACGAACCUCCGCCACCAGCACUUCCUCAACGACACGCUAAUCACGACGUUAAGGCUCACGCCAUCCAACAGCCUCAACCUCCAUCUUACAACCCGGGUCAGUAUGCCGGUCAACAAUCCUUUCAGCCCGGUCAACAAUUCCAACCGCCUCCACAGCGCAUUAAGCAGGCCUUCUCAGCAGAAGACGACCCAUCAAACCCGAUCCACUACAUCCGAGACCCGCACAAGCUAAUCGGCUAUCUGGUCCCUUUUCCUAAACCGAGACUCGCCAACGCUCAGCCGGAAGAGGUUCCCUCCCGAUUUAUGAUCUACACACCACCACCUCCACCACUGCAGAAACCCACCGAAGGCGGCAAGGAAGGCAAAUUGCACAAAGUCCAACGCAAAUGGCAAGAAGAAGUCCGUUCUGCCAAGACUAGCAGCGCCAAAACUGCAUCCUGGAAAGGUCUCAAGUCCAAAGCGACCAAGGGCAUCGACUGGGCCAUGAACAAGACGACAUCUUCAAACCUGGACUUCUUAGGACGCGUGUCCCCGGCACAGUCGGACGACGAGCGUGAAGGCGACGAGACUCACAAAACUGUGGAGGUCGAAGAGAUGGUCCUGAUUUACCCGCCGACUAUGCAACUGAAUGACCAGCAAAUGCGGGAGGAGUUCGUCAAUACGAUGCUGCGGACCAAGUCGAAGGCACAGCGGGACACAAUUAUCGCAACCGGGCUGAUGCCCGUAGGCUAUGGGAUCGAUAUCCUAGCAACCUUCAUCUGGCCGUUUGGCGGGCUCGGCGAGAUCGAUACCGUGUGGGCCUACGCAAGUUUCCGUGGGGCGAAAACGGCGCGCAGCGUGACCAAGAGACUCAGUAGCAGUAGUUCUUCAGGCGACCAUGAGAAGGACCAGUUGAAGCUCAGAUUCACGCACAGCCAGCGCAUUGACGUUCUGAGACGGUACUUAGACGCCGAGUGCCACAAGGUGGAUAGCAAGUUGUUCCCGGGAUAUACGACGAGUCCUACGGAGAGUGAUGUGCUUGAAGCGAUCGGAUGGACGCCCAGUGAACGGCGGAGAGCGGGUGAUGGGGAAGAUGAGAAGAGAAAUUGGGAGGACGAGGCAUGGGAGAUGGAAGAGGUCAAGGAGGACCUUAGGAGUACUUUCCACAAGGCAGCCAGGGAAUGGAGGAAGUGGUGCCUUCUGCUUGAGAAAAAUCCGGAAAAGGCCAUGAAGAAGUGAGGUGACAUGAGGCAGACCGGAGUGACUAGGGCGAGGUCGUUGAUGACACCGGUAACGGAUCUAGUCGAUGGACGCCAGGACUGACAGGUUGGACGGUAAUAUGCUUUCAAUACCUAAUGUAGAAUCAUCGUAUUGCGCCAC
Messenger RNA from Exophiala xenobiotica, 1910 nucleotides. RefSeq lists its product as uncharacterized. Lineage: Eukaryota; Fungi; Ascomycota; Eurotiomycetes; Chaetothyriales; Herpotrichiellaceae. The record is from RefSeq and is a predicted model, not a curated record. The transcript has a single exon. Bases 369 to 1769 code for a protein of 466 amino acids.